Sphaerulina musiva SO2202 is the source of this 2553-nucleotide messenger RNA. RefSeq lists its product as uncharacterized. NCBI's taxonomy places the organism in Eukaryota, Fungi, Ascomycota, Dothideomycetes, Mycosphaerellales, Mycosphaerellaceae. The record is from RefSeq and is a predicted model, not a curated record. Gene Ontology annotation, molecular function: 5'-flap endonuclease activity; crossover junction DNA endonuclease activity. The transcript is spliced from 3 exons. Bases 1 to 2367 code for a protein of 788 amino acids.
AUGGGCGUCUCCGGCCUGUUCAAAGAACUCGGACCUGGCCAGCGGAUCAGUGUCGCAAAACUGAGCGCCACUCACUUCACCACUCAUGGCCGUCCACUGCGCCUGGCAAUUGACGUCUCCAUCUGGCUGUUCCAAAUACUCGCGUCUAAAGGGGGCUCCAAUCCGGCACUGCGCACAUUCUACUACCGACUCCUCCGUCUUCUGAGCCUCAACAUUCAUCCUCUCUUCGUCUUCGAUGGACCGAACAAACCCACAUUCAAGCGCAACAAGCGAGUUGGAGGGCCGGGCGUGAGAGUGGCGAGUGUGCCCGAGUUCUUAGCAAAGGAGCUGCUGCGGAAAUUUGGCUUUCCGUGGCAUGUCGCUCCUGGCGAGGCCGAGGCUGAGUGUGCUUUGCUGCAGAGAGAAGGAGUCGUUGACGCCGUCUUGUCCGAAGAUGUGGACACUCUGAUGUUUGGAAGUGGCGUACUCUGGAGGAAUUGGACAGCAGAAGGCAAGGGCAAGGUACCAACGCAUUGCAGUGUCUACAAUGCGAAAGCGGUGAAAGAGAAGAGCGGCUUGGACAAAGAAGGCAUGGUAUUGGUAGCAUUGAUGAGUGGAGGGGAUUAUAUCGUGGAGGGGAUUCCUGGAUGUGGCCCGAAAGUCGGGUGUGAUGCUGCGAGAGCGGGCUUUGGUAAAGAGUUGUGCGCAUUGGCGAGGAAAAGAGAUGUUUCUGGAUUGAAGAUUUGGAGGGAGAAGCUACAGCAUGAGAUCAAUACGAACGAGAGCAAGUUCUUCUCUCGUAAGAGUAGCAAACUGGUGAUACCUGACGACUUUCCUGAUAGAGAAGUCCUUGGAUAUUAUACAGACCCAUGCGUGAGUACUGUGGAGAAAGUAGCGAGAUUGAAGGCCGAGGUGAAGUGGGAUCUGGAUAUGGACUUUCCGGCACUUCGGGCUUUCGCAGGCGACGCUUUCGAUUGGAGAUGUCUUGGUGGCGCGAAGAAGUUCAUCAAAAAUCUUGCACCUGCGAUGCUAGUGCGAGAAUUGAGGCUGAUGGGACACAAGGAUCAGCGUUUGGACACUGAUGAGCAGGCUGAGAAGGAGCAAGAAUACGUCCGGGCAAUACACAGCAAGCGAAAUCAUGCCACAACAGACAACGAGCUCGAGUAUCGAAUCUCAUUUAUUCCACAGAGUCUCGUGCCCAUCGAUCUCAGUAUUGAAGAUGAGGACGACGACUUUGUCCCUGCUGGUGGGGCAGAUGAGCUCGAAACCGAAGACGAGUGGGCACAAAUCCCAAGCAGUACGCAGGACGAGUCCGAUGCGCCGACUUCACCAACGAAGAAGCGUACAUUCAAGCCAUAUCAUCCCGAUCAGCCGGAGAAGGCUUGGAUGAUGCGCGACUUCCUUAAAAUGGGCUGUCCACUCCUGGUCGAACAGUACGAAGACAAAUCGCAGGAUCCCAAAGAGUUUUUCAAACAGAGGCGAAAAGCAAAGGCUGCCGCUGCAAAGGGCGACGGCAAUGUUCAUGCGAAGAAGUCUCGACGGAAGAAGAAUGAGAGCGACCCAACUCAGAUGCCUAUUGAUGUAUUUGGCACCAUCACAAAGUCAUCGCAAACCUCUGUGCAAGGAUUGAAGUCAUCGCAGGACCGAGAAUCACUCAAGGCCCAAUGUGUUAGCGAGGUGAUCAGCCUCCUUUCUUCUUCGCCCGUCAUACCGGCAGACCCUCCACGGCCAGACUCGCCUACGCCAGAACGACUUCGCGGUGGCUUUCUUCGAACGCACCGUGAUAAUGAGGAUCUGCUCAGCUUCUCUCCCGGCAAGCUGCCUGAUUCUAUUACGAAGAGGAGAAAGAAGGCGCCACUGAAGAGAGCCAAGACUGCACCAUCAAUAGGCAAUGACGAUCUCGAUCCACCACUGUAUAGAGCAACAAGCAGACCUUCUACGCCAGACUUAGCAACUCCCCUGGGCGACACUGUUGAGGCCAUGGAUCUCGCAAGUCCCAUACCAAUUCAUCUUACAUCACCACCCCUGCCUGCUGCACCACCAUUGCCUCCUACACAAAGCAAAUCUCUCGAGUCAUCCAGCUCAUCAUCAACAAGCGUAAAAUCUCGACCUCCAUCUUUGUCCACCACAUCGACUGCAGCAACCCUUCGUCUCCCCAAGACUAAGAUGAGAAUCAUCGCGAGGGAAAGUCUUCCGGGCGCGUGGAAGGAAGUGGAAGCUGAGACGUUGGAUUUGACAGGUGAUGGUAGUGGAUGGAAACAGAGUAGAGGUAGAGCUGUCUUGGUCAGCAGUAGUAAUGGCAGUAGUCAGAUGGGGAAGACUGGGAAGACUGCUGGAAAGAGUUGGAGGAAGAGUGAAGUGGAAGUAUUGGACUUGACUGGUGCUUGAUUGAGAGUCUCAGGUAGCCUUUUUUUUUCUUUUCUGAAUCUGCUUGGGUUAGCGAUGGUGUUUUUGUGUGGAGGCUAGGUUGCUUGGGAUACCCCCCCUCUGUUGAAUAUCAUGAUGUUUGAGCUGGCUACAGGUAGAUGGAUACCAGGUAUCACGAACAGACGGCCUGGAAAAUGAAAAAACGAG